This is a messenger RNA of Penicillium atrosanguineum, 2037 nucleotides long. RefSeq names its product fungal specific transcription factor domain-containing protein. The transcript has 3 exons. The coding region runs from base 1 to 2037 and encodes 678 amino acids. Gene Ontology annotation, molecular function: DNA binding; zinc ion binding. NCBI's taxonomy places the organism in Eukaryota, Fungi, Ascomycota, Eurotiomycetes, Eurotiales, Aspergillaceae. Gene Ontology annotation, biological process: DNA-templated transcription. The record is from RefSeq and is a predicted model, not a curated record.
AUGCAAAGUUGUCGCACCACAGCCUGCGAGACGAAGAAAAAGAAGUUACACGAGCGAGACUUGAUUGAACGACUCAAGAAGUAUGAAGCUCUUAUGACCCAGCAUGGUAUCGACUUUGAUUCGGUUGGCGAUGUCGGUGACGAGGCCACCGAAGCAGAUACUAAUGCCGGAGAAAGAACGAAUUCUCCAGAGAGCAGUUCUCUACAUCGCGGCCCUCGGAGUGAAGGCAGUCAGAGGCGCUCCAAGUGGUUUGCAUCUUACGAUGAAUAUCGGACGACAUAUGACUUGCUACAAAACUCCGAUGAUGAAGGGUCUGACCCGCCUCCAAUUCAUCAUGCCUUCGACAAAAUGUUCGUUAAUGACACUGAUUCGUUUCCCUUUGGUGUGGGUGGCUCGCCAACGCGCAUAACCCAUUUGCACCCAUCAGCGAUUCGAAUUUUUCAGCUCUGGCAGGUCUAUAUCAGCAACGUGAACCCAUUACUAAAAAUCAGUCAUGUUCCUACGUUGCAACCUCAAAUUGUUGCAGCAAGUGCCGACUUGUCAAAAGUUUCUAAACCCCUCGAAGCCCUGAUGUUCAAUAUCUAUCUCAUCGCCGUGAAAUCAUUGACAGACGAAGAGACCCAAACCAUCUUUGGUGAGCCCAGGGAAUUGAUGCUCGCUCGGUUUAAUGAAGCUUCACAGCAAGCCUUGAUCAAUGUGGGCUUUAUGAGAUCGAAUGAGCUCAUAGUACUGCAGGCUUAUUUCUUGUACCUUCGCAGCGCUGGUCGCAAUAUCGAUCCUCGAUCUAUGUUUUGCUUAAUUGGCAUUGCCGUUCGUAUGGCAACUCGCAUGGGUGUACAUCGAGACGGUGCUCAGUUUGGCCUCUCGCCAUUUGAGACUGAGCAGCGACGGAAACUCUGGUGGCAGCUGGCUGCACUAGAUAAACGAAUGGCUGAAAUGACGGGCUCUUCCAUCACAGCUCUCUCUUCUUCUGGAUCGGAUUGUCGGCUCCCACUCAACGUAAACGACGCAGAUUUAUACCUGCAUUCUAACGAGCCGCCAAAACCACAUAGCGGCCCGACGGAAAUGCUAUGUUGUCUCACACGCAUUGAGCUACUUAUUGCGGCUGAUCCAACCAGCAUUCGGCCCAAUUCGACAACUAUCAAGAACCCACAACACCACACCAACUCGGUGGCAUCUCCCGAUACUAGCAUUGGCGAAGGAUGCAGGCCGUCCUCCCGGGAUCUGGAUGAAUACUGCUCCUACAUAGAAUCAGUCUACCUGAAGCACUGCGACCCGAGAAUUCCUGUUCAGCUCUUUGCCCUGAUGGCAACACGCAGCGCCCUCUGCAAACUUCACGUUGUCGAAUUCAUGUGUCGGGGCAUUCCCACAUCCAGCCUCGGCGAUCACGAGCGUGACGAUCUUUUCCUAACUGCCAUCAAGAUGUUAGAGUAUGACGAUGUGAUCUAUACUACCGAAAGUCUCCGCGGCUUCUUGUGGUACAUGCAGAUCCAAGGACCCUUGCCGGGCUAUAUUUUUCUCAUCAGCGAGUUGCGCGAACGGACCACGGGCGAGCUAUGUGAACGUGCAUGGAAAGCCAUCUGCAACAAUCAUGAACAUAGACAAUUCACUCGCAACAUCGGAAACCCCAUACAUGCUGCAUUCAUGCAUGCUACACUCAGGGCUUGGGAUGCUCGUGAGGAAGCUGAGCUUCGACUUGGAAGGUCCGUUGAGCCACCGAAUCUAGUGAAUCUGCACCGACAGCUCGCUGUAGACACGAAAGCGUCUCGAAAGGACUCCCAGACAGCACAAACUGAAGGAGGCCUUGAACCUCAGCCUGUGUGCCGACUGUCUGAAUCAGAGAGAAUGGAUCAGCCUUCCGAAACGACCAUUGAUGACAACCUCACCAUGCCCGCUCUCGACCCCGCAAUUGAUGUCUACGGAGCUGCAUUUGGGAGCUACGACCAGACAAAUUGGGCAUAUUUAAUGCAGCCUGGAGUGCUAGGCGGCAUUCUCCAUGGUUCAGGAACCCACUUCCCGCAGGGUGGUGGAUUCUGA